AUGAACAAUGAUCAAGAUACAAAAUCGUCGCAACCAACACGCGGCGGUACCAUUGAAAAUUCAAAAUUACAGAAUACUAACAAUGAACACGGUAAUAAUGAUAAUAACUAUGCUGGCGGCUACAAUCGUGGAGGAACUCCUCAACAACAACAAACUUCUACACAGGCCUAUCGACCGCCACACUUACAGAACCGAAUGAAUUUGCCAAAUGGAAAUUACGGUAAUAAUAGUAAUACAACUAGUGGCUAUCGAGGACCAGCUAAUACUGGUGGUUCACAAUCUUCACAACAAAAUUAUGGUAAUAAUAUUCGUUCUCAUGCACCUUCACAACCAUAUUAUGGCCAAAUGCCAGCCCAACCACAGCAAAUCUAUCAUCAACCUAUACCAAAUAAUUUUCAACAGAUGGGACAAGUACCACGUUCAAUCAAUUCACCACAACCACUUGAUAAUCGAAACUAUGGCCAACCUCCACAACAACAACAACCAGUAUCGAUACAAAAUCGAUCAUUCAAUGAUGUAUCACAACUUCAACAAACUUUUGUUCGACAGGGUCCUGCUGGUGGCGGAACUGUCAAUCAACAAGCAUCUGCAGGCGGCGGGCGCUGGGAUGCUAUUUUAGCUGAAAGACAAACAUCAACUAAUAAUAGUGGUAACAGUAAUAAUUAUCAACGUGGUUCUUCUGGUAAUUAUAAUAAUCGAAAUACUCGUGAUAAUAAUAGCGGUAAUUAUGGUGGACAACGUGAUAAUAAUUAUAAUCGACGUGACCAGGAGUCUCAUAAACCGUAUCAUUCACAUGUUGGUGGUCAAUCAGGUGAUGCAACGGGUGCCGAUUGGAGUACACCACUACCAUCAAAUACUAAACUUGAAAUGGAAUUAUUUGGUGUACAUCCAACUGGUAUUAAUUUUGACCUUUAUAAUGAUAUUCCUGUUGAAUCAUCACAUAUGGAUCAUCCACCUGCUGAGUCAUUUGAAGAUUGUAAUUUUGGUGAAAUUAUUAAAAACAAUAUUAAAUUAUCAAAUUAUGGUACACCAACACCAGUACAACGUUACGCAAUACCUACUAUUUUACUUCGACGUGAUUUAAUGGCUUGCGCUCAGACUGGAUCGGGCAAAACAGCUGCAUUUCUUCUUCCUAUUUUACACAUGAUCUUCCAAGAAGGUCCUGUACGUAGUCCUCAAACUAAUAAUCGAAAUAAUCGUAAGCAAUAUCCACUUUGUCUUAUUCUGGCUCCGACACGUGAAUUAGCUUCACAAAUUUAUGAUGAAGCACGAAAAUUUUCUUAUCGAUCUAUGGUUCGUUCAUGUGUUGUUUAUGGUGGAGCUGAUAUUGGUUUUCAAACACGUGACUUAGAAAAAGGUGCACAUUUAUUAGUAGCUACACCAGGUCGUCUUAAUGAUUUAAUACAACGUGGUCGUAUCGGAUUGGAAAAUAUCCGAUAUUUGGUCUUGGAUGAGGCUGAUCGCAUGCUGGACAUGGGUUUUGAGCCUCAAAUUCGUGAGAUUGUUGAACGGUCAGAUAUGCCGGCUACUGGUCAGCGUAUAACGCUUAUGUUUUCAGCUACUUUUCCAAAACAAAUUCAGGAAUUGGCACGUGAUUUUCUUCUUGAUUAUGUGUUUUUGGCUAUUGGCCGAGUGGGUUCUACAUCACAAAAUAUAACGCAAAAAAUUGUUUGGGUAGAAGAAACUGAAAAACGUUCAUUUUUACUUGAUUUACUCAAUAUCCAAUCUGAAUCAUUGACAUUAGUAUUUGUUGAAACAAAACGAGGAGCUGAUAUGCUUGAAGAUUUCCUUGGUAAUCAUCAGUAUUCCGUAAACAGUAUUCAUGGUGAUCGAUCACAAGCGCAACGUGAAGACGCACUUAAAUCAUUUAAAAAUGGUCGUACACCUAUUCUCGUAGCAACAAGUGUAGCUGCUCGAGGUCUCGAUAUACCAAAUGUGAAACAUGUUAUCAAUUUUGAUUUACCAACAGAUAUUGAUGAGUAUGUUCAUCGAAUUGGUCGAACAGGCCGUGCUGGCAUGUUAGGACAAGCAACAUCGUUUUUUAAUGAAAAAAAUCGUAAUAUUGCCACAGAUCUACUAGAUAUUCUUAGUGAAUCACAUCAAGAAGUACCUGAAUGGCUUGAAGGUUUAGCUAGAGAAGCUAAAAAAGAUACUCAUUCCAGACGAAAUUUUGGCGGUGGUCGACGACCGGGUGGUGGUUUUGGUGCACGUGAUUACCGUAAUCCAGCACAAAUACGCAGUGGUCGAGGCGGCGGUGGUGGUGGUGGAAGUCGAAGUGGCAGUGGAACAGGUGGAUAUAAUAAUCACCAACAACAAUGGGAUGGAUCUAAUGGUGGUAGUGGUGGUGCAAAUGCCGGUGGUAAUAUGUGGUCUGGUGAUCACCAAGCUGGUGGUGGUGGCGGCGGCGGCGGUGGUGGUGGUUAUGAUCGUUUUCAACAACAAUCUGGUGGCGGUAAUGGUAAUCGUCAACAAGACCAAAGUUGGUGGGACAGUACGUCAUGA
Messenger RNA from Adineta steineri, 2502 nucleotides. The record is from the annotation of a GenBank genome assembly. Lineage: Eukaryota; Metazoa; Rotifera; Eurotatoria; Adinetida; Adinetidae.